UAGAGUUAACCAUUUCCGUGAACAAGAGAUCAAUCUCAUUUUCCCGCCUCUGCACGCAGCCGCCUUUGGAACCCGCCCUUUUUGUUGACACAAACCCAAUACACCAAGCAUUGAACUAAGACUACUUCCACCACACCUCCCAGUAAAUUAAGGACAACAAAAGGAACGUCCACCUGUAGCACAUCCUCAGCCGAAGAGAGAAACAAAGCCAACAAUGAAAGUAGAAACUCCACAAAUCCUGUGGAAUUCUGAACAGAAGAAAAUCAAUGCUGCCUUGAAUUCUAUUUCGAUGUUGGAGAGUGGCUUGUCAGAUGAUCAUGGCGACAACAAUGCUGUGGAGCGAAAGUAUGGCAAUGUGUUGGUCACGGCUGGGAAUGGCAACAUAAUCAAUCUAUGGAAACUGUGCUUUGCCUCUUCUUCUUCCACAAACAACGAAAACACUUCCUCUGCCACUUCUUCUCCUUCUGACGACACUUUUUCCAAACAAAGCACCAAGAUUGAGUAUCUGUGCAGCCUGACACGACAAGAGCUGUCUGUCAAUACAGUUGCCUUUAGUCCAGACGGUUUGCAUCUCGCGACAGGAGGAGAAUCUGGCUCGAUUGUCAUUUGGUCUGUCCCUCCCAAUAGGCGUGGAAAUGGUAAUGGCCGCCACCAUUGGAGUCUCGUUGAGAACGAAAAUGAGUUGAGUGUCAGCAUUAUUGGUGGACAUCGAGGAGGGAUUUGCCAUAUUUCAUGGAGUGCCGACUCGAAACGAUUCAUUGCAGGGACCAUUGAUCACGCUGUUCUCGUUUACGAAGACAAGAACUACAACAAUAAUCAAAAAGCUAUCAGCGAAAACAAAGUGCCCGAGAAAAGCCAAUGGGAUUUGGAAUACCAAAACUGUAUGGACCAUACACUCUUUGUCCAGGGGGUUGCCUAUGAUCCACUGGGGGUAUAUCUGGCCAGCAUGGGAAGUGAUCGGGCAGUGCGGAUCUUUCCACGCAAGACACCCUCGAAGGCCAAGAAGACGAUUCUGAGGCCCUCCAAUGAUGUUGCUGCAGACUGCUGUCCGCCGGUGGAGCAUCAACGAUUGGUCAAACAGAUACUUGCUGACUCAAAAUUAGAACUGGGAAAGUCCAAGCAAAUCAAAUUCCAUCAGCUAACACAGAACAGCAACAACAAUGACAUGGAACAUCAGGACAAGAAACAACAACGUCGCCACUUGUAUGCGGAUGAAGCCACACACAACUCCUCCUUUCGACGCCUGGCAUGGACCACAGAUGGAGCCUACUUGGUCACCCCAGCAGCAGUUUGGCAUGCUGCCAAGGGAGAUUCAGAUUCCAAUGACAAGAAUCAAACUUCCUUUGCUACCUAUCUCUUUGCACGGCAUCGAUUUGAUGAACCCUACAAGGUUCUUUAUGGGUUGGAAAAACCUUCGGUGGUAGUUCGACCAAGUCCGGUUCUGUACAAAUUGCCAACUUCAGGUGUUGCCACAGAGUCACCCCUUAAGGCCAACUGCAAGGAAAAUGCAGCUUGUUUGAGCAGAAACCGUGGCCUGCCCUACCGUAGUGUGUUUGCGGUCUUGACCACUGACAGCAUUCUGGUGUACGACACUCACCACACUCGGCCUCUUUCUGUGGUGCGCGGUUUGCACUUUGCCAGCUUCAGCGACUGCGAUUGGUCCAAUGAUGGCACAAAGCUGGUCGUUUCUAGCCUGGAUGGAUACAUUUCCAUUAUUUCCUUUGAGAAUGGUGAAUUUGGAGAAGUUUACACACCGGUGGGUGCUUUGGAAGCAUCUCCACUGUCGACCUCUCCCGCUACCACCACCAAUCCAUUGCAAGCUCAGGGCUCCAACAUCAAACCCACCGUCCUCAUCCAGCAGAGCAGCUUGGAAACUCCCUCGAUUCCUCCGUGUGAACACGGACAAAACGUAACCGUAGAGGCACCUCCUUCCAAACGUGCCAAAAAGACACGAAUUACUCCCACGCUCAUGACUCCCAUUGAAGCCACCACCAACAGCACGACCGUGACAACCAGCUUUGCAGCAGCUAGUUCACCAGAAGAUACUGGGAGAUGUUCGGAGACUGCACCCACUUCUUCCCACACGAAACGAUCUGCUGAUGACAUUUUGGAGCAUGAAUCUCACACCAAGUUGACGUUGAGCAACGACAAGAAACCCAAAAAGAAGAAACGAAUUCAACCUCUACUCGUGUCGGCGGGCAACACAUAAGUGUUCUCUUGAUUGGGCUCUCUACUUCUCACAUAAGUGUUCUCUUGAUUGGGCUCUCUACUUCUCGAGGUGGGUGGGUUGGUGAUCCUAGUAUCUUGUAGCUGCUACUGGUAGUGACUCCUUGUUUGUGUGUAUGGAUUGGGCACCAGGCGCUAGCUAGUAUGCAUAUGUGAUACCAUCAGAAAAUUGAAAUCAGCAGAGGCAUUGUCCUAUUGCAUUUCCUGCAAGCAAUCCAUUUCUAAGCUACCUCGGAGUUCACCAUACUAGCUACAUGUAGCCACAUUAGUAGACAGGAGUUGAGUACAA
Seminavis robusta is the source of this 2515-nucleotide messenger RNA. NCBI's taxonomy places the organism in Eukaryota, Bacillariophyta, Bacillariophyceae, Naviculales, Naviculaceae. The record is from the annotation of a GenBank genome assembly.